Molecule: messenger RNA, 712 nt
Organism: Drosophila obscura
Lineage: Eukaryota; Metazoa; Arthropoda; Insecta; Diptera; Drosophilidae
Exons: 2
Coding region: 70-558 (162 amino acids)
Source: RefSeq, a predicted model, not a curated record
UUCGCUCUCUGACUUUUCGUGAAUUAUUGUCUAAACAGUCACACAACCGGUUAACAGAAACAUUGAGCUAUGUGCAUGGCGUACGUAUUUUUGGCUUUACUGUUCCUUAAAGGCUCAGCAGCAGUAUGCUGCCAUGGAAUUCUCGGACUGAACUUAGCAGUCCAGUGCAACGACGGAAAAUCAGCGUAUCGUUUAUAUUGCGGGAGGGGCAGUUGCAAUUUAUUUGGAUGUAACUGCUAUGGAGGAUGUAGAGGAGACCCCUAUCCAACCGACUAUCCACGUGACCAUCCACGCGACUAUCCACGUGACCAUCCACGCGAUGAUCCACGCGAUGAUCCACGCUUGUAUCCACGCUUGUAUCCAUUUGAUGAUCCACCACUGUAUCCACGCGAUGAUCCUCUCGGGUAUCAACACAACUAUCCACGCGAUGAUCGAGGCGAUAAUCCACGCGAGUAUCCACUCGAUGCUCGACCCGAUAAUCCACGCGAGUAUCCAGGCGAUGAUCCACGCGAGUAUGAACACAAAUAUCAACGCGAAUAUCCACGCGACUACGUAUAAGUUUCAACUACUUGCAUCAGCUGCACAUUACAUUUUCGUAGCCAAUUUGCGCAGAUAUAGUGUCAUCUCUUUCCACAAAUACUAAAAUAGCGGUAGAAAUGUAUAAAUGCAGCACAAUAUAACAAAAAUAAAUAAGUUGUUUAAUAGUCUUCAA